Molecule: messenger RNA, 700 nt
Organism: Ruditapes philippinarum (Manila clam)
Lineage: Eukaryota; Metazoa; Mollusca; Bivalvia; Venerida; Veneridae
Exons: 3
Coding region: 76-576 (166 amino acids)
Source: RefSeq, a predicted model, not a curated record
CAACGUCAAAACGUUACGAAUCUUUCAUUGCAUAUUGCCGCAAUCUACAUCGUCUGCAAAUUAUCGCAAAACAACAUGGAAGUUGAAAUUGAUACAACAGCCAGAAAUGGUAUUUGGAAGCGUUUGUCAAGAAAUAUCAGUCAAAGCAAACUUGGAGAAUUCGCAAGAGCUGUUAAUAGAGUAUUUUCAAGCACCAAGAUUAGGAACAGAAUUAAAACCCAAGAAAUUGCUCCUGUGUCGUCUGCUUUUGUUUAUCCAGAUGACAGAUACCUCUGCAAUGAGGAAAUUCUCCAUCAACUUGAAGUCCUAGAAAGACGUUUCAAUCAACAGACAGAUAUUCUUGCCAGUGCACAAGGCAAAGAAGUAUAUUUCAAGAAGGCCAAACCAUAUCACGGAGAUAUUUGCCCAGACAUCAAACCUGACCCUCUGCCAUUUCUCAUGGCGACUCUACGUCCUGCCCGUUACACCGAGGUAAAGUUUGCUGAGCUAGAGAAGUUGGUGCAGCAAGUAAAGGAGAGGAGACAAAGAUUAGUUAACCUUGAAUCAAACCGACAAUUAACAGAUAUCAAAGUCUGAAGUUCCGAACCGAGCUGGCAGUUUUUUUUAUAUAUUUUUCUUUUAUUUUCUUUACUAGAAUAUAUAACCUUUUUUUUUCUGCCAAAUACACUAUUUAGUAUUUUGCUCGAUUUCUGUCUUGUGU